UGGAGCUUUGUCAUCUCGAAUAACAAGUGUCAUGUGACCAUAAAGAAAAGAGAGUGUCCUGUCCCGUGUGAUCAGUCCCAUGCGCGCUCAGGAGCAGAUCUGUAACGCUCUGUGAUCUAACGGGACGACUCUGCUGCACUUUUCACACACUCGGUGAAGGAUCGUGUCCAGAAUGGUUCCUCUGCUCAUCCUCUCAGUGCUGGCGGCUGUGGUGUGUGGGCAGACAUGCAACUCCCGGGAGAACAGUGAGCUGCUGCUGUCUCUGAACAAGGCUCUGCUGCGCUCAGUGGAGAAUCAGGAGCAGCUGCCGAACCCUAGUGUGCACCUGGCCCUGCGCCUGUCGGACCUGCACAACCAGGCGCAGGAAAGUCUGCACCUGCAGCGUCUCACCAGCCAGCUGCAUGCCCACAUCCAGAGCUCUCUGUCCCAGGCCCCCUCCUCUCCUCAGACCCACCCCUCUCCUGGUCUCCUGGCUCUGUAUGUUUUGGCACUCAAGUCGUCCUGCUACGACCUGAGCACCGUCACCUUCACAGUGAAAGGUCACACAGUCACUCUGCUCAACCUGCUCAAGAGCACCAUGCAGCGGGAGAAGGAGGAGAUUACAGUGAGCCAGCACAGCCGUCCCUCCACAAACUACUACCAGUACUCCCUGGGGGUGCUGGCCCUGUGCGUGGGCGGGGUCAGGGUGGAGCACCAUGUCCUCCAUAAGCUCGUGAAGGCUGUGGAGCAGGAUCAUCUGAAACACGGAGAAGCUGAGUGUGCGGACUCGUACGCCAUGGCGGGGAUGGCCCUUCAGUGCGUCAAAGACUCUGGGGCCCACGUCCUGAGGGCCCAUGAGCUGAGCAUAGCACUCACAAAGAUUCAGAACAAGCUGUUAGCAGCACGCAGACCUGAUGGCCACAUCGGCAAUGAGUACAGCACCGGCCUGGCAGUCCAGGCCUUAGUGGCGAUGGGCCAGCAGGUGCCUGAGUGCUCCGUGUAUCUGGAGGCUCUGAGGAGAGAUGCCCGCAGCAACCUGUACCACAACCCCAUGGCCCUGUCCCAGCUCCUGCCCGCCCUCCACCUGCGCUCCUAUGUCUCCACCAGGACCAAGCAGUGCCUGGCUGAGGACGACAGCCUGGUCCUGGACCCCCCUGAGCCUGUGAUAGAGGCUACUGUCCGGCCCAAAGUCUCUGUGUCGGUGACAGUGCAGCGCUCAGACGGGGCACAGAGGUCGUACAGUGUGGACGUGCCUCAGGGGAGCUCUCUGCUGCAAACACUGGAGCUGCUGGCCACAGAGAACGAUAGUUUCACGUUUGAGAAAGAGUCCAGUCUGUGGGGGCCCUUCCUCAGUGUAGUGAAUGGAGAACAGGCACGGCAGAGCGACCGCAGAUACUGGCACCUGUCAGCAGAGGGAGCCAGCCUCACACAGGGUAUCAGCGAUUACAAGAUUGAGACACCUCAGAAGAUCGUCAUUAAGAACACGAGCUACUGAACACAGCUCUGCUCCAGGCCGAUGACUGCUUUUGUGAACUCUCUCUCUAGUUUUUUUUUUUUUUUUACACUGAAUGACUUGUCAAAAGGGAAAUA
This is a messenger RNA of Boleophthalmus pectinirostris (great blue-spotted mudskipper), 1569 nucleotides long. RefSeq names its product transcobalamin II (gene tcn2). Gene Ontology annotation, biological process: cobalamin transport. The record is from RefSeq and is a predicted model, not a curated record. Gene Ontology annotation, molecular function: cobalamin binding. Bases 173 to 1474 code for a protein of 433 amino acids. The transcript has 10 exons. NCBI's taxonomy places the organism in Eukaryota, Metazoa, Chordata, Actinopteri, Gobiiformes, Gobiidae.